Messenger RNA from Hyaloscypha bicolor E, 516 nucleotides. RefSeq lists its product as uncharacterized. Lineage: Eukaryota; Fungi; Ascomycota; Leotiomycetes; Helotiales; Hyaloscyphaceae. The transcript has 3 exons. The record is from RefSeq and is a predicted model, not a curated record. The coding region runs from base 97 to 402 and encodes 101 amino acids.
GAGACUACAAAUUUGUAUGAUAGGGAUUCAAAGGAACUGCACUCUGACCAUUCGCAGCGAGUGAUAGCGAGAUUAUGGUUUUGGUGCCAGCUGAUCAUGCUAUUCAACCUCUACGAAAUAAUUGCCCGUUACAUAUUGCGGAAGAUCGUGAACAAGCGAUACAGCGACGAAGACACGGUGGACCUGUUAGGCCGCAGGUGGUUCACUCGCCUUUGGACCUUUCAAGAGCUCAUUCUCGCACAAGAUCUCAUGUUUAUGUGUGGGGACCGCUCUCUGCAUCCUGACGAGUUUCUUCGUGGCAUUAGCUACAUGAGAGACGCGAUCGUGGCAAUCGACCAGACUCUCCUUAUAGGGGUGACAACCGCCUUCUCCUCGAUUGGAGCGCCUAUCAGAGCUCGUUAGUAGCAACCUGGAGCCACUCGCCAUUAUUGAUAUCGGCUGUCCUUGCGUAUGGCUACCUCUUUGCCCUUAUCUUUUCCAUGGCACUUCCAAUGGAGCUCCUACGUAUCAAUUGGA